This is a messenger RNA of Papaver somniferum (opium poppy), 3482 nucleotides long. RefSeq names its product cellulose synthase A catalytic subunit 9 [UDP-forming]-like. NCBI's taxonomy places the organism in Eukaryota, Viridiplantae, Streptophyta, Magnoliopsida, Ranunculales, Papaveraceae. The coding region runs from base 1 to 3138 and encodes 1045 amino acids. Gene Ontology annotation, biological process: cellulose biosynthetic process; plant-type primary cell wall biogenesis. Gene Ontology annotation, cellular component: plasma membrane; trans-Golgi network. Gene Ontology annotation, molecular function: cellulose synthase (UDP-forming) activity. The record is from RefSeq and is a predicted model, not a curated record. The transcript has 13 exons.
AUGGAAGCAAGCGCCGGCCUUGUUGCCGGAUCACACAAUAGGAAUGAACUUGUUGUAAUCCACGGCCAUGAAGAGCACAAGCCCAUGAAGUCGUUGGAUGGUCAAGUUUGUGAGAUAUGCAGCGAUGACAUUGGCGUCACAGCAGAUGGCGAUCUGUUUGUUGCUUGUAACGAAUGUGGGUUUCCAGUAUGCCGGCCAUGUUAUGAGUACGAAAGAAGAGAAGGGACCCAACUUUGUCCACAGUGCAAAACCCGAUACAAGCGUCUCAAAGGGAGUCCAAGAGUGGAAGGUGAUGAAGAUGAAGAAGAUGUCGAUGAUAUUGAGUAUGAGUUCAAUAUCGACGAUGAUGAAAGCAAAAAACAACAACAUAUUGUGGAAUCGAUGCUUCACGGGAAAAUGAGCUAUGGCAGGGGUCCAGAGGAUGACGAAAAUAACAUUCAAUUUCAUCCUGUUAUAACUUCUAGAUCUCGACAGGUAAGUGGCGAGUUCCCACUAUCUAAUAAUGGUGAACCAUCGUCCACGCUUCACAAACGCAUACAUCCUUAUCCUACAUCUGAACCAGGCACUGCAAGAUGGGAUGACAAGAAAGAGGGUACCUGGAAGGAACGGAUGGAUGACUGGAAAUCCAAACAAGGAAACCUUGGUCAUGACCAUGAUGACGACAUGGUAGACCCAGACAUGGCAAUGAAUGAUGAAGCAAGGCAGCCACUGUCAAGGAAAGUACCAAUAGCAUCAAGUAAGGUCAACCCUUAUCGUAUGAUUAUCGUGAUCCGUCUCGUAGUCCUCUGUUUCUUUCUUCGAUAUCGGAUACUAAACCCAGCUCAUGAUGCCAUCGGCCUGUGGCUUACUUCAAUCGUCUGUGAGAUAUGGUUUGCUAUUUCGUGGAUCCUCGAUCAGUUUCCGAAAUGGUAUCCAAUAGAUCGUGAGACAUAUCUCGAUCGUCUUUCCCUCAGAUAUGAGAGGGAAGGUGAGCCAUCAAUGCUUUCACCGGUAGAUAUAUUUGUAAGUACUGUGGAUCCAUUGAAGGAGCCUCCAUUAGUUACGUCCAACACAGUCUUAUCAAUCUUAGCUGUCGACUACCCGGUUGAGAAAAUCUCAUGCUAUGUUUCUGAUGAUGGAGCAUCCAUGCUUUCGUUCGAAUCACUUUCCGAAACUGCUGAAUUUGCUCGGAAAUGGGUUCCUUUCUGUAAGAAGUUUUCCAUCGAACCUCGAGCUCCAGAGAUGUAUUUCUCUCUCAAAGUCGACUAUCUUAAGGAUAAAGUCCAACCGACUUUCGUUAAGGAACGCCGAGCAAUGAAGAGGGAAUAUGAAGAAUUUAAGGUUCGCAUAAAUGCAUUAGUAUCCAAGGCCUUGAAGGUCCCCGUAGAAGGAUGGAUCAUGCAAGACGGUACACCCUGGCCUGGAAACAACACAAAGGACCAUCCUGGUAUGAUACAAGUGUUUCUUGGUCAUAGUGGAGGUCAUGAUACUGAAGGAAAUGAACUUCCCCGUUUGGUUUACGUCUCUCGUGAAAAGAGGCCUGGGUUUACUCAUCACAAGAAAGCUGGUGCCAUGAAUGCUCUGGUACGAGUAUCGGCUGUGCUUACAAAUGCUCCAUUCAUGUUGAAUUUGGACUGUGAUCACUACUUGAAUAACAGUAAAGCUGUUAGAGAAGCAAUGUGUUUCUUAAUGGACCCACAAAUCGGAAGAAAAGUUUGUUUUGUUCAAUUCCCUCAGAGAUUCGAUGGUAUUGAUAGGAACGAUAGAUAUGCCAACAGAAAUACUGUCUUCUUCGAUAUUAACAUGAAAGGUCUAGAUGGACUUCAAGGUCCUGUAUAUGUUGGAACCGGAUGUGUCUUUAAAAGACAAGCUUUAUAUGGCUAUGACCCUCCAAAAGGUCCUAAACGUCCAAAGAUGGUAAGCUGUGAUUGUUGCCCCUGUUUCGGUCGCCGCAGAAAGUACCCCAAACAUGGCAAGGGUGGAGCUAGUUUGAACGAAGACGGAUCAAGUGCUAACGUUGAAGAAUUCAAUGACGACGAUAAACAACUACUGAUGUCCCAAAUGAAUUUCGAAAAGAAAUUUGGACAGUCGGCGACAUUUGUUACUUCAACAUUGAUGGAAUACGGAGGGGUCCCUCCUUCUUCAAGUCCUGCUGCUUUGCUCAAGGAAGCAAUUCAUGUCAUUAGCUGUGGGUACGAAGAUAAGACUGAAUGGGGGUUGGAGUUGGGUUGGAUUUACGGGUCUAUUACAGAAGACAUUUUGACGGGUUUCAAGAUGCAUUGCCGAGGUUGGAGAUCAAUAUAUUGUAUGCCAAAGUUGCCUGCAUUCAAGGGAUCGGCACCCAUCAAUCUAUCAGACCGUCUUAAUCAGGUUCUUCGUUGGGCUCUUGGUUCAGUUGAGAUCUUCUUCAGUCGCCAUAGUCCUUUAUUGUAUGGUCAUAAGAAGGGACACCUUAAAUGGCUUGAACGGUUAGCAUACAUAAACACAACUGUCUACCCUUUCACUUCCUUACCUCUGCUCGCGUAUUGUACUCUUCCAGCAAUUUGCUUGCUUACAGGAAAAUUCAUAAUGCCAACGAUAAGUACUUUCGCAAGUCUAUUCUUCAUUGCUUUAUUUAUCUCCAUCUUUGCAACGGGCAUACUGGAAUUGAGAUGGAGUGGAGUAAGCAUUGAAGAGUGGUGGAGAAAUGAGCAGUUUUGGGUUAUUGGCGGUGUAUCAGCACAUUUCUUCGCAGUGGUGCAAGGACUACUUAAAGUCUUAGCUGGAAUAGAUACCAACUUCACUGUCACAUCUAAGGCUUCCGAGGAUGGAGAUUUCGCAGAACUUUAUGCAUUCAAAUGGACUACUCUUCUCAUCCCUCCAACCACUCUUCUGAUCAUUAACCUUGUUGGAGUAGUUGCAGGCAUAUCUGAUGCUAUUAGCAAUGGAUAUCAAUCUUGGGGUCCGCUCUUCGGAAAAUUAUUUUUUGCCUUUUGGGUCAUCGUCCAUUUAUACCCCUUCCUAAAGGGUCUCAUGGGAAGACAAAACAGGACGCCGACAAUUGUUGUCAUAUGGUCUGUGCUAUUGGCUUCAAUAUUCUCCUUGCUUUGGGUUCGAAUCGACCCAUUCAUAGUAAAGACCAAGGGCCCUGAUGUUAAACAAUGCGGGAUCAACUGCUGAAAGGCUUCUUAUGGUUUAAUCUUCUUCUUGCAAAUGAGGAUGCACAUUCUGGAUGUCUAAAUUGGCAUAUAGGUGUAGCAGAACGAAAUAAUAACCAGCGGGAAGUUGUGUAUUGUAAAUUGCAAUUGUUUGGGUUAUCUACUUCCGUUUCAGAAGUUGUUGAAAUUUACUAGGAUUUGAUAGAUCUUCUUUGUGAUGUAAAAUGAGUAUGGAACACCAAAGGGAAACAUCCUAUCCGAAAUUUAAGGGCAUGAUCAAGAUUUUGACGAAAUGUACAUACUGAUGCCAGAAUUGGGACCAACAGUUGCAACUCGAAUGCUAAAUUGGUAACUCACGAGAACUAA